GCCGCCGCUUUUAUAUAAGGUCAGCCGUAGGUGAGGAGAGGGCUCCGCCGGGGAUCCGAAGGCUGCGCCGCUGGGCUCCUCCUGCCGCCUCCCCGCGCCGAGGUCUGAAAGAAGCCAGCACUAAACCACAGAUAUACAACAGGAAGGCCAUUUUCUCAAGCAACAGUUAUCCAUUAAAGCAAGCCACAUGGCUUUCCUCUCCAACUCCAGGAAUACAUAGCGUGGUCUCCUUUGAAGAUUCAGUGUUGCCUGCAUCACAGAAAUAAGUCAUCAUGGUUGACACAGAGAUGCCGUUUUGGCCCACCAACUUUGGGAUCGGCUCCGUGGAUCUCUCGGUGAUGGAUGACCACUCCCACUCCUUUGACAUCAAGCCUUUCACCACCGUGGACUUCUCCAGCAUCUCUGCCCCACACUAUGAAGACCUUCCGUUCUCAAGAGCCGACCCCAUGGUUGCGGAUUAUAAGUAUGACCUGAAGCUCCAGGAGUACCCAAGUGCAAUCAAAGUGGAACCUGCAUCCCCACCCUAUUAUUCUGAAAAGACUCAGCUCUACAAUAAGACUCACGAAGAGCCUUCCAACUCCCUCAUGGCGAUUGAAUGUCGUGUCUGUGGCGAUAAAGCUUCUGGCUUCCACUAUGGAGUCCAUGCUUGUGAAGGAUGCAAGGGUUUCUUCCGAAGGACCAUCAGAUUGAAGCUCAUUUAUGACAGGUGUGAUCUUAACUGUCGAAUCCACAAAAAAAGUAGGAAUAAAUGUCAGUACUGUCGGUUUCAGAAAUGCCUUGCCGUGGGGAUGUCUCAUAACGCCAUCAGGUUUGGGCGGAUGCCCCAGGCCGAGAAGGAGAAGCUGUUGGCGGAGAUCUCCAGCGACAUCGACCAGCUGAACCCAGAGUCUGCCGACCUCCGGGCCCUGGCAAAGCACUUGUAUGACUCAUACAUAAAGUCCUUCCCGCUGACCAAAGCCAAGGCGAGGGCGAUCUUGACAGGAAAGACAACAGACAAAUCACCAUUUGUGAUCUAUGACAUGAAUUCCUUAAUGAUGGGAGAAGAUAAAAUCAAGUUCAAACACAUCACCCCCCUGCAGGAGCAGAGCAAAGAAGUCGCCAUCCGCAUCUUCCAGGGCUGCCAGUUCCGCUCGGUGGAGGCUGUGCAGGAGAUCACGGAGUACGCCAAAAGCAUCCCUGGCUUUGUGAACCUUGACUUGAACGACCAGGUGACUCUGCUCAAGUAUGGCGUCCAUGAGAUCAUCUACACCAUGCUGGCCUCCUUGAUGAAUAAAGACGGGGUCCUCAUAUCAGAGGGACAAGGCUUCAUGACCAGGGAGUUCCUAAAGAGUCUGCGAAAGCCCUUUGGUGACUUUAUGGAGCCCAAGUUUGAAUUUGCUGUGAAGUUCAACGCCCUGGAAUUGGAUGACAGUGACUUGGCAGUAUUCAUAGCCGUCAUCAUUCUCAGCGGAGACCGCCCAGGCCUGCUGAAUGUGAAGCCCAUCGAGGACAUCCAGGACAACCUGCUGCAGGCCCUGGAGCUGCAGCUCAAGCUGAACCACCCCGAGGCCUCGCAGCUGUUCGCCAAGCUGCUGCAGAAGAUGACGGACCUCAGGCAGAUCGUCACGGAGCACGUGCAGCUCCUGCAGGUGAUAAAGAAGACGGAGACGGACAUGAGCCUGCACCCCCUCCUACAGGAGAUCUACAAGGACCUGUACUAGCACGGCCCCCCUAAGCCACUGACGCCGUUUUCCUUCUUCCAAUUGCACUAUUAUUUUGAGGGAAAUUCUGACACCUACAAAAUUUUACUGUGAAAAAGCAUUUAAAAAGAAAAGGUUUUAGAAUAUGAUCUAUUUUAUGCAUAUUGUUUAUAGAUAUACAUUUACAAUUUACUUUUAAUAUUAAAAAUUACCAUGUUAUGUAAUGUGCUGGUAGUAUUUGAAGACCGAGUGUGAUGUGUUGCCCCACCCCAGCCCCUUGGACU
Molecule: messenger RNA, 1963 nt
Organism: Lepus europaeus (European hare)
Lineage: Eukaryota; Metazoa; Chordata; Mammalia; Lagomorpha; Leporidae
Gene: PPARG
Product: peroxisome proliferator activated receptor gamma
Exons: 9
Coding region: 273-1700 (475 amino acids)
Biological process (GO): hormone-mediated signaling pathway; negative regulation of transcription by RNA polymerase II; negative regulation of inflammatory response
Cellular component (GO): nucleus
Molecular function (GO): nuclear receptor activity; zinc ion binding; RNA polymerase II cis-regulatory region sequence-specific DNA binding
Source: RefSeq, a predicted model, not a curated record